Solanum stenotomum is the source of this 399-nucleotide messenger RNA. RefSeq lists its product as uncharacterized. The record is from RefSeq and is a predicted model, not a curated record. NCBI's taxonomy places the organism in Eukaryota, Viridiplantae, Streptophyta, Magnoliopsida, Solanales, Solanaceae. Bases 1 to 399 code for a protein of 132 amino acids. The transcript has 2 exons.
AUGGGGCUUUUAGCCCAUUCUGCUAAUGUGUAUUCCUCCCGGUUAGAGGCCGCAAUUCAUGGGAUGAUCAAGAGGGCCAUUGCUGCUUCUUUGAUGCCCCUCAGAGAUGAUAUUUAUAGCCACAAAUUGGCCCUAGAUGCCCUAACGGAUGUGGACAAGCUGAAGUCCACUACUAUGUCGUUGAUAUUUGGCAUAGUGGAGAUCCCAGAUGGUACGAGCACCGAAGUUCCAACUUAUUCUUAUGUGGCUCCAGCUACCACCGGAGACGAGGUUAGAGCUAAUGAGGCUGCUGCAGAGUCCAAGGAUGAGAAUGAUGAGGAGCAGCUUGGUGUUCGUGAGGAGGCUGUCUAUGAGGACCUGACUGACCUGGAGGGUGCCAUGUACGAGACAGCUAGAUAG